AUGACGACGACCGUACCAGUCAGCCUCCUCUUGAUGUUCCUUAACGCCGCAGUCGGCAUGCGGCGUCUGAGCAGCUCGGCCGUGCUGAUCAACGAGGUGACCAACCAGGGAAGUGAGACCGACCUCUGCGCGGGCGAGGACUGGGUCGAGCUGGUCAACGUUGUGGGAGCGCCGUCCUCCGUGGCGGGCAUGGCGCUCGACGACUCGUCCAGCUCGCCCGAUUUGGGCAUCGUGUCCGACUUGCCGGCCGAGGUGGCGGCGGGCAAGGCGCUCGUGCUGGGCCAGGGCUCGUGCCCGGCGGAGAUCCCGGCGCAUGGCUACCUGGUCGUGUGCAAGGGCGAGAAGGCCUUCACGUUCGACGCGGCGGGCGCGGUGGUGGCGUCGUACUUGGAGGGCUGCGGCUUCGGCUUCGGCAACGGCAAUACGGACGACGUGGUGCUCUUCUCGUCGGCAGAGGGGAACGUGACGGCGGACAUGAUCGUCGAUCGCACUGGCGUCUGGAACGACGCCCUCGGCAACAACCCGACCGCCGCCCAGUCCCUCGGCCGCAAUGGCGCCGGCGACUCGGCCGUGCUGAUCAACGAGGUGACCAACCAGGGAAGUGAGACCGACCUCUGCGCGGGCGAGGACUGGGUCGAGCUGGUCAACGUUGUGGGAGCGCCGUCCUCCGUGGCGGGCAUGGCGCUCGACGACUCGUCCAGCUCGCCCGAUUUGGGCAUCGUGUCCGACUUGCCGGCCGAGGUGGCGGCGGGCAAGGCGCUCGUGCUGGGCCAGGGCUCGUGCCCGGCGGAGAUCCCGGCGAAUGGCUACCUGGUCGUGUGCAAGGGCGAGAAGGCCUUCACGUUCGACGCGGCGGGCGCGGUGGUGGCGUCGUACUUGGAGGGCUGCGGCUUCGGCUUCGGCAACGGCAAUUCGGACGACGUGGUGCUCUUCUCGUCGGCAGAGGGGAACGUGACGGCGGACAUGAUCGUCGAUCGCACUGGCGUCUGGAACGACGCCCUCGGCAACAACCCGACCGCCGCCCAGUCCCUCGGCCGCAAUGGCGCCGGCGACUCGGCCGUGCUGAUCAACGAGGUGACCAACCAGGGAAGUGAGACCGACCUCUGCGCGGGCGAGGACUGGGUCGAGCUGGUCAACGUUGUGGGAGCGCCGUCCUCCGUGGCGGGCAUGGCGCUCGACGACUCGUCCAGCUCGCCCGAUUUGGGCAUCGUGUCCGACUUGCCGGCCGAGGUGGCGGCGGGCAAGGCGCUCGUGCUGGGCCAGGGCUCGUGCCUGGCGGAGAUCCCGGCGCAUGGCUACCUGGUCGUGUGCAAGGGCGAGAAGGCCUUCACGUUCGACGCGGCGGGCGCGGUGGUGGCGUCGUACUUGGAGGGCUGCGGCUUCGGCUUCGGCAACGGCAAUACGGACGACGUGGUGCUCUUCUCGUCGGCAGAGGGGAACGUGACGGCGGACAUGAUCGUCGAUCGCACUGGCGUCUGGAACGACGCCCUCGGCAACAACCCGACCGCCGCCCAGUCCCUCGGCCGCAAUGGCGCCGGCGACUCGGCCGUGCUGAUCAACGAGGUGACCAACCAGGGAAGUGAGACCGACCUCUGCGCGGGCGAGGACUGGGUCGAGCUGGUCAACGUUGUGGGAGCGCCGUCCUCCGUGGCGGGCAUGGCGCUCGACGACUCGUCCAGCUCGCCCGAUUUGGGCAUCGUGUCCGACUUGCCGGCCGAGGUGGCGGCGGGCAAGGCGCUCGUGCUGGGCCAGGGCUCGUGCCCGGCGGAGAUCCCGGCGCAUGGCUACCUGGUCGUGUGCAAGGGCGAGAAGGCCUUCACGUUCGACGCGGCGGGCGCGGUGGUGGCGUCGUACUUGGAGGGCUGCGGCUUCGGCUUCGGCAACGGCAAUACGGACGACGUGGUGCUCUUCUCGUCGGCAGAGGGGAACGUGACGGCGGACAUGAUCGUCGAUCGCACUGGCGUCUGGAACGACGCCCUCGGCAACAACCCGACCGCCGCCCAGUCCCUCGGCCGAAUAAACUGGGCCGAGAGCGCGGUGUUUGUGGUCUUCGACGAGCGCACGCUCGGCGUGGCCAACCCGUUUUUUGUCGAGCAAUGGGAUCUAUCGGAGAGCAGCAAAGCAGAGGACCUCUCCGGCGUGGCGAUCAUACCGGGCGGCGCGGGCGACAUCGACUCGAUCAUCUUCUGCAACAACAACCCGCUCAAUAGCGACGUUGCAAAGGGCGACGAGAAGCUCGUCCGCCUCUUCGAGUACACGCUGCCGACCCCUUCCUCGCCGCCGAAGCUCAUGCGCAUGGUGCGGAUGGACGGCUUCGACGACGUCGAGGGCCUUGCCCUGGUCGAGAAGACGUCGACGGGCGUGCGGCUCGUCGUCACUGAAGAGGGCCGGCUAAACCUCGUUCUCAUCACGCUCCCUCUGAUGGGGGCAGCAGAUGGCGUGGUGGUCGAGGCGACCGUCGACUACGCGGCGGUGCCGCCGGAGGACAUGUACGCCGUCAGCCUUGUGGACGACGCCAAGUCCACGAACCGUGGCCUCGAGGGCGUCGCCUACGACCCGGCGGGCUUCUUUUACACGCUCACCGAGGAGCUGCCGAUGCGCGUGCUGCGCGUGGACAUGCGCACGCGCGAGACAGUACUUCUCUUCAGCGGCCCGCCGCGUCUUGCCAGCGGCGAGCUCCGCAUUCAAUCGCACUCGUCAUCCAUCCGAAAUGACGAGCAGGCGCUUCUCUCGGGCGUGGCCACGGACAUUGCAGGCAUGACGUACGACUACAAGAGCCGUUCGCUUAUCUUUGUCUCGCAUGAGGGCAUCGACGACGGAAGCAUCGGCCCUGCAACGGUCUUUACGAGCGACCUCAGCGGCAAGCUGCUCAGCGGCCCGCUCAAGUUGCAAGGCGCACAGCCCGAGGGCAUCGUGAUGAAGGAUGCAUCCACCAUGUACAUCAUCGGCGAGCCAGCGGAGGUGCAGAUGUACGUUUCCAAGAAGGCAGGGGUGUUGGCGUCGCCGCCGCCACCGUCGUCCCCACUUCGAGGCGACUGUCCGCCCGGGCUCGAGGUCGCGUGCCGUGUCUGGACCGUAAACCCAGCAUUCGCGUAG
Molecule: messenger RNA, 3096 nt
Organism: Emiliania huxleyi CCMP1516
Lineage: Eukaryota; Haptophyta; Isochrysidales; Noelaerhabdaceae
Exons: 7
Coding region: 1-3096 (1031 amino acids)
Source: RefSeq, a predicted model, not a curated record